Pseudoliparis swirei is the source of this 972-nucleotide messenger RNA. RefSeq names its product hairy-related 8.2 (gene her8.2). The transcript has 4 exons. Lineage: Eukaryota; Metazoa; Chordata; Actinopteri; Perciformes; Liparidae. Gene Ontology annotation, biological process: regulation of neurogenesis; regulation of transcription by RNA polymerase II; anterior/posterior pattern specification. Gene Ontology annotation, molecular function: protein dimerization activity; DNA-binding transcription factor activity, RNA polymerase II-specific; RNA polymerase II cis-regulatory region sequence-specific DNA binding. The record is from RefSeq and is a predicted model, not a curated record. Gene Ontology annotation, cellular component: nucleus. The coding region runs from base 1 to 597 and encodes 198 amino acids.
AUGACUGCUUCAUCCAUGGCGCACGACGUGGAGAAACAUCCCAGUGCCAAGGAGGAGAGAAAGCUGAGGAAGCCGCUCAUCGAGAGGAAGCGACGGGAGAGGAUCAACAGUUGUUUGGAUCAGCUGAAGCACACCGUGGUGGAAGCGUUCAGACUCGACCAAUCCAAACUGGAAAAAGCCGACAUCCUGGAGAUGACAGUGAAGCAUCUGCAAAACAUCCAGAGCAUUAAACUCAAAGUGUUUCCUCCCACAGACCCCUCAUUGGGCCUGGAGGCCCAGCAGAAGUACAGCACGGGGUACAUCCAGUGCAUGCACGAGGUCCACAACAUGCUCCUCGCCUGCCACUGGACGGACAAGACGCUGGGCUCCCGCCUCCUCAACCACCUGCUCAAGUCCCUGCCCAGGUCCACCGACCAUGCCGACGGCGAGCGGCGCCCCCCGCUGCAGGCCUCUCCCUGCAGGCGUGGUGCCCCUCACCCUGGCACCCCCCUGGGAUUAGAUCCCCUCAUCCGGAGAGAAGGCCCGACCCGCCACGAGCAGAGGCCGGCGCUCCGCAUCUCCCACCUGGGGACGCUGGAGAUGUGGAGGCCGUGGUGAACUCGCUUCUCCAUCUCGAUGAUAUUUUUAGGCCAUGCUCUGUUAUGUAUCUUAUAGAUAUGACGCUCAAGAAGACAAACGUGGGGCAGUUUUGCUCCAGUGGUUAUUGUAGGUGUGCUAUACCGACUCUUUACAGACCUUUUCCCAGUACUUCCCUUCAGAAGUCGACUUCUCGUAGCCUGCAUUGUAGAAGGCUCUUAUUAAUAUUUCUUGUAUUUAUUGUAUUAACUGUUUUAUUUAUUUGAUAUCGUGAGGCAUGACUUUUGCUAUAUUAGACCAUACACUUGCUUGUCAUUGCGUAGAUGUGUAUGUCUUUCUCUUUUGAUGUAUGAUUAACCCAAAUAUUAAUAAUAAUAAAACUGAUUGUUCACUGCU